AUGGGCUUGGUGUACUUCUCCCCAGCAGCUUUUCAGUCCCACGAGGAUAACCUCCGCGACUGGAGCCGAGUACAGUUUCGCCCGCGUGUACUGAGAAAUGUCAAGCAUGUAAGCAUAGAGCGCACGAUCCUGGGGUUCAAGAGCAGUCUUCCAUUCUUCAUCGCCCCGGCUGCAUCGGCACGGCUUGGUCAUCCCGACGGCGAGCUUUGUCUGGUUCGAGGAGCGGCCAGGCACAAUAUUCUGUAUUGUCCGAGCAAUAGCUCCUCGGUGUCUCAUGAAGACUUGGUUGAAUGUCUAAAGCAGGAGCAAGGUGGCGGAGUUCUCUUCUUCCAACUCUACGUGAAAAAGACGGAAGAAGAAACAAUCUCGCAGAUUCGCCGUGCCCGGGCGUUAGGUUUCAAAACGCUCGUUAUUACCGUUGAUAACCCAGUCUUGGGUAUGCGUGAAGAAGACGACAGGUAUAGAAUCAAAGAUGCACUCGAAAAGGGCGAGAAGGUUGUACCUUUCUGGGGCUCACGACACCCUCUAGGAAAAGACGACAAUUUCGUUUUGCGCGGAGCCCAUUCUUCUACAUUGAGCUGGGAUGAUCUAGAGUGGAUAAAAGAAGAGUGGGGUAAUAGUGGACCAAUAUCUAUCAAGGGCAUCUUGACGGCAGAAGAUGCGAAGAUUGCGUGUGAGAUGGGCAUCCAAAGCAUUUAUCUCAGCAACCACGGGGGACGUCAAAUCGAUUCAGCGCCAUCAUCUACUCUCAGUUCUCAGCGACGAACUGGAGACCUCGAUGCGACCGCUGGGUGUGACCGGUCUAGAUCAAUUGCGUCCGCAUAUGGUCAAGACGCAGGAUCUAGAGAGAAACAAAAGACCACACAUCUAUCCACGCCGAACUCGACCUCCGAAAAUCGCAGUACGAUUGAUCCCGAAUCUCGCCUAGAAUCUCGUCCAGGAAGGUCGCCUGACCAAAAUAGUAACACUGAGCUGGCAUCCCGCACCCAAACUCUCGAGCAAGAUUAUGAAGCCCUCAAGAGAGAGCUGGCUUGGAUGAGAGACCAGGAGCGCGACCGCACCACCGCACAGCAAUCGAAACCUACUGAAGCCCCAGUAGGCCCCUCGCAGUUCUCACCAACGAAUACGUCAGUAGUCGGUUCACCAAAGAAUGUCUUCGAACUCAAUAUCAAGGUUGCGGGCGGAUCCCCUUUCUUCCACCAGAUCGACGUCCUGGACCGCUCUGUUGCUCGCGACCUCGGGAAAGGCGACGAUCCAAUGCUUUUGCUACCUGAGGAGCCAGGCUCCGAGACCAUGGACUACGAGAAUCUGUCGGCUAGUGUGAAACGCGAUCUAGAUCAGAUUGUGGACCAGACGCGACUGGAGGAUAUGGACAAAGUCAUGCAGUCCCUGGACAUUUACUUCGCAAACAUACAACCGCACUAUCCUUGUAUCAACGAAGCCCAUUUCCGCGCUCAAUUCGCAGCGUUCCUCGCAAACGACACGAACUGCAUGAGCAAGAGCGUUUCCGUCCAAUUCGCAGCACUCCUCAACUUCAUGAUGGCCGUUGGCCGUAUCCUGUACGACAUCUGCACAUCCGACGACAACCCCCCCGGCUGCAAAGAGUUCUCCCGCGGCGAGAAGCUCCUCAGCCACGCGACCUGGCUCGAGAAAGCCAACAUCACGACGAUUCAAAUCCUGCUCAUCAAGAGCUCCUACUGCCUGUACAUCUCGCGCCUCAACGCGGCCUACGACACCAUGGGCACCGCCAUCCGCCUCUGCUUCCAGCUCGGCCUGCACAACGAGCCCUCCUGGGGCGGCGCCUCCUGCAGCUUCUACGACCGCACCUACCGCCAGCGCCUCUUCUGGUCCCUCUACUGCCUCAACCACAACGUGGCCCAGAACUCGGGCGUGCCCGACCUCCUCUGCGACGACGACUUCGACGUCGCCCUCCCCUCUUGCGUCGACGACCGCAUGCUCUACCCCAACUGCCCGCCCUUGCCGGAAACCCACAGCGCCUCCCUGAUCCCCUACCUCCUCCAAAUCAUCGCGUGGGCGCAGCUCUCCUCCACGAUCUGGGACGCCCUGUUCGGCGUGCGCGUGCGCAAGCCCGCCAACCCAGCCUUCAUCGCCGCCAUGGACGCGAAGAUCCUGGCGCUGGGCCGGCAGACGCCCGCGAGCCUGCUGUGGCCGCCGCCGCACGCGGCCGCCGCCGCCGACCCGGCGCCCGCCUUCCGCGUCCAGCAGAGCUUCGUGCUCUACCUGCGCAUCCGCGCGCUGCGCAUGCUGCUGCGCCGCGGCGAGAUGGUGUCGCUGCGCUACGCGGCGCGCACCGCGCGGCUCUGCAUGGACAUCGCGACGGAUAUGGUGGCGGCGGUCGAGCUGUCGUAUAGCUCUGGUGGAUUGAGGCGGGCGGAGCGGUAUGCGUAUGGGCUGCAUCUGACGGGUGCGUUAGUGCCGGUCAUCUGUGUGAUUGUGCGGCGGAGUAAUGGCGAGGAGCUGAUACGGCCGGCGGUUGAUCUGUUUAAUCGCGCGAUGCGGAUCAUGGAGGCCGUGGCGGGUGGGUUGUCGUUUGCGAGGCGGACGUUGCGUCAGCUGCGGCGGCCGAUAAGGGUCGCGAGGGAGAUUAUUGAGGCGAAUUGGACGCAGCAGGAGGCACCGGUGCAGGAUGCGAGUGGGCAGUUGGGUGCGCAGAAUGUUGUGGCGACGCCGGCGAGUCUGGUUCAGAGCCAGGCGUGGGACCAAGAGGGGGGUAUGGCUAUGGACGGCGCGAGGAGAGAACAGGGGGUGGACGAGUGGAGGCCUGCGGAAGGGGAGUUGGUGUGGGAGGAUUUGGAUCUGUGGAAUAAUAUUAUCAUGAGCAACUGGCAGUCAUGAGUCGAGUUACAACAAUCAAAGGAAUAGAGACAUAUUCGUGGAGUAACGGACGAAACGCCAACCCUCUCAAAAAUAUCCUUUUCUCUUUUGGGAUGGGUGAAAGAAUGGCACUGUCGCGGGAGUAGGUGGACGCGGCUUCGGUCUUCCGGUGAUGCAUUGCUACGAGAUAGUUUUGCGGACGAUUUGUCCUUUCCAAAGGUGGAGAGAUCUACUAGGCCAAGAUGUUUACCUAUUCGAAGUCAGG
Molecule: messenger RNA, 3100 nt
Organism: Mytilinidion resinicola
Lineage: Eukaryota; Fungi; Ascomycota; Dothideomycetes; Mytilinidiales; Mytilinidiaceae
Exons: 3
Coding region: 1-2856 (951 amino acids)
Biological process (GO): DNA-templated transcription
Molecular function (GO): DNA binding; zinc ion binding; oxidoreductase activity
Source: RefSeq, a predicted model, not a curated record